CGCAGUCAGCUUUCCUCCUUGCCGCGUCCAGACAUCUUGAUUGAGUUGAUUAGGAGACAAUGUUCACUCGACGACGAUCACAGUUGAAAUAAAAUUUUAACCGGCCAAACACCUGCUUAAAUAGUUUUUGCGUUUGGCAUUUCGCGCAACGAAGUAAUCGUGUGGCGAAUGCCGUAGAAUCGGCAAAGCGAGCAAAAGGGGCGGAGCAUGCGUUGACGCGUUUUGCGCACAAAACCAGCUCCCACUGUCAAAGUUUCAUCAUUUCUCGUUGGACCUUCAAGGAAGACACAUCACACACUCCAAGUCAUCAUGGCACCGAAGACCGUUGCGGAAAAGACGUCUGCAGCUGCCGCCUCUGCCUCGAGCUCGACCGCUGCGGCCAAGAAGAUCGGCAAGGGCAAGGCAAAGAAGUCGCUCGUUAAGAGCAGUGUCAUCGCGAGUGUUGGAGCGGACAAGCCGAAGAAGCGAAAGCCCCGCCGCAAGGAGCACUUCGGAACGCAUCUGUACAAGGUGCUGAAGCAGGUCCACCCGGACACGGGCAUCUCGUCCAAAGCCAUGAACAUCAUGAAUAGCUUUGUGAACGACAUCUUCGAGCGGCUGGCCGGGGAAGCGGCCCGACUGGCGCACUACACCUCGCGGAAGACCAUGUCCUCCCGGGAGAUCCAGACCGCCGUCCGACUGCUGCUGCCCGGAGAGCUGGCAAAGCAUGCCGUGUCCGAGGGGACGAAGGCCGUGACCAAGUACACCACCUCGAAGUAGACGCCGGAUGCUGCGAUUCUUAGAAAACAAACGGCCCUUUUCAG
Culex quinquefasciatus (southern house mosquito) is the source of this 803-nucleotide messenger RNA. RefSeq names its product late histone H2B.L4. Gene Ontology annotation, cellular component: nucleosome. Lineage: Eukaryota; Metazoa; Arthropoda; Insecta; Diptera; Culicidae. The transcript has a single exon. The record is from RefSeq and is a predicted model, not a curated record. Gene Ontology annotation, molecular function: DNA binding; structural constituent of chromatin; protein heterodimerization activity. The coding region runs from base 310 to 759 and encodes 149 amino acids.